Messenger RNA from Punica granatum (pomegranate), 3111 nucleotides. NCBI's taxonomy places the organism in Eukaryota, Viridiplantae, Streptophyta, Magnoliopsida, Myrtales, Lythraceae. The record is from RefSeq and is a predicted model, not a curated record.
UAUCUCCCCUUGACUUCUCUUGGAGGCCAUUGAUGGAAGCGUAGAAGGAGAGAGACAAUCUCUUCUUCUAAAUUCAUUCAUUCGUAAUCCUCGAACGGAUUCUCAUUCUUCGGUCGACCAGGGCGAGGGCUGCCACUGCAUCUAGUUUCGCGUCCCCUGGCCUUUGGGGAAGAUGGCGUCCUCCAAUACCGACCUCACCUUGGAAGAGAUCAAGAAUGAGAACAUCGACCUCGAGAGAAUACCUGUGGAUGAAGUGUUUGAGCAGCUGAAAUGCACAAGAGAAGGUUUGACAACCGAAGAAGGGCAGAAGAGGCUCCAAAUCUUCGGCCAGAACAAGCUUGAAGAGAAAAAGGAAAGCAAAUUGCUCAAGUUUUUGGGCUUUAUGUGGAAUCCCCUAUCAUGGGUCAUGGAGUGUGCAGCGAUCAUGGCCAUUGCCUUGGCCAAUGGAGGGGGAAAGCCUCCGGAUUGGCAAGAUUUCAUAGGUAUUGUAGUGUUGCUGAUCAUCAACUCCACCAUCAGUUUCAUCGAAGAGAACAACGCUGGAAAUGCCGCUGCCGCUCUGAUGGCUGGUCUUGCCCCUAAGACCAAGGUGCUGAGAGAUGGGAAGUGGAGUGAACAAGAGGCAGCGAUACUGGUGCCGGGAGAUGUGAUCAGUGUGAAGUUGGGUGACAUCAUCCCCGCCGAUGCUCGUCUCUUGGAAGGAGAUCCCCUCAAGAUCGACCAGUCUGCCCUCACAGGUGAAUCGUUACCCGUAACAAAGCACCCUGGUGAUGAGGUCUUCUCCGGCUCCACCUGCAAGCAAGGUGAGAUCGAGGCUGUUGUUAUCGCCACUGGUGUCCAUACCUUCUUCGGGAAGGCUGCCCACCUCGUGGACAGCACCAACCAAGUCGGUCACUUCCAGAAGGUGUUGACGGCGAUCGGUAACUUCUGCAUCUGCUCUAUUGCCAUUGGAAUGUUGGUAGAGAUCAUAGUCAUGUACCCGAUCCAGCACAGGAGGUACAGAGAGGGCAUUGACAACCUCCUCGUACUUCUCAUCGGAGGUAUCCCGAUUGCUAUGCCAACAGUUCUGUCUGUAACAAUGGCCAUUGGGUCACACCGCCUGUCGGAGCAGGGAGCCAUCACAAAGAGGAUGACCGCCAUUGAGGAAAUGGCUGGGAUGGAUGUCCUGUGCAGCGACAAGACCGGGACUCUCACACUCAACAAGCUCACCGUCGACAAGUCCUUGAUUGAGGUUUUCCCCAAGGACAUGGACAAGGAUGAUCUUAUGCUGCUGGCUGCUAGGGCAUCCCGAGUUGAGAACCAGGAUGCCAUCGAUGCCUCGAUUGUCGGAAUGCUGAAUGAUCCUAAGGAGGCAAGGGCAGGGAUCACAGAGGUCCAUUUCUUACCAUUCAAUCCGGUGGACAAGCGCACGGCGAUCACUUACAUUGACAGCAAUGGCGAUUGGCAUCGUUGCAGCAAAGGUGCACCGGAACAGAUAAUUGAGCUCUGUGGCCUCAAGGGCGAAGCGUGCAAAAAGGCUCAUAAAAUAAUCGACAACUUCGCCGAGCGCGGUCUCCGUUCCCUUGGAGUUGCCCGACAAACAGUUCUCGAGAAGACCAAGGAGAGUGAAGGAGAGCCGUGGGAGUUCGUCGGUCUCCUGCCCCUGUUUGAUCCCCCGAGGCAUGACAGUGCAGAGACCAUCCGUCGGGCUCUUGACCUUGGUGUCAAUGUGAAGAUGAUCACGGGUGAUCAGCUUGCCAUCGGCAAAGAGACAGGCCGCAGGCUCGGGAUGGGCACCAACAUGUACCCUUCAUCAUCUCUCCUCGGUGAGAGCAAGGACAGCGCAGUCGCCUCACUUCCUGUUGAUGAGCUCAUUGAACAGGCUGAUGGAUUUGCCGGUGUCUUCCCUGAGCACAAGUACGAGAUCGUGAAGAGACUACAGGAGAGGAAGCAUAUAUGUGGAAUGACGGGAGAUGGUGUCAACGAUGCCCCUGCCCUGAAGAAGGCAGACAUCGGGAUUGCAGUGGCAGACGCCACCGAUGCUGCAAGGAGCGCCUCUGACAUUGUCCUCACAGAGCCAGGGCUAAGCGUGAUAGUCAGCGCCGUGCUCACGAGCAGGGCCAUCUUCCAGAGGAUGAAGAACUACACAAUUUAUGCGGUCUCUAUCACCAUUCGUAUUGUGCUAGGAUUCCUGCUCAUUGCCCUCAUCUGGAAGUUCGACUUCUCCCCAUUCAUGGUGCUCAUCAUUGCUAUCUUGAAUGACGGCACCAUCAUGACCAUUUCCAAGGACAGGGUGAAGCCAUCUCCAGUCCCCGACUCGUGGAAGCUCAAUGAGAUCUUUGCCACUGGGGUGGUGAUUGGGACCUACCUUGCCCUCAUGAGCGUGCUCUUCUUCUGGCUUGCUCAUGACACUGAUUUCUUCUCGAAUGUGUUCGGAGUGAGGUCAAUUAGUCACAACGUUGAUGAGCUCACUGCCGCACUCUACCUUCAAGUGAGCAUCAUCAGUCAGGCACUCAUCUUCGUGACCCGCUCACGCAGCUGGUCCUUCGUGGAGCGCCCAGGCCUCUUGCUCGUUGGUGCCUUCAUCGCUGCUCAGCUUGUGGCCACAGUGAUCGCUGUGUACGCCAGCUGGUUAUUCGCGAGGAUUGAAGGGAUCGGGUGGGGAUGGGCAGGAGCCAUCUGGGUCUUCAGCAUUGUCACAUACCUUCCCCUCGACGUCCUCAAGUUCAUCAUCCGCUAUUCCUUGAGCGGCAAAGCUUGGGACAAUCUCUUCCAGACCCACACCGCUUUCUCUACCAAGAAGGACUACGGAAAGAACGAGAGGGAGGCACAGUGGGCCCAAGCUCAAAGGACGUUGCACGGCUUGAAGCACGCCGAUGCGUUGUUCCAGGACAAGAAUUACCGCGAGCUCUCUGAGCUUGCCGACCAAGCAAAGAGAAGAGCAGAGAUGGCGAAAAUGACCACACAGGCUUGAGGCUUGGCAAUACCAAUCUAGAGUCGGAGUUACUUAGUCCAUUGUAUUAGCCCGCACUCGCCAUGGACCUAUGAGAAAAUGGUGUCUGCCGCCAAAACUCCGAAAUACCAGAGCAUGUAACCAUCAACGUUAUUGAGGGAGCAAGACAUAAUUUUUUU